AUGACCUUUGAAGAUGUAGCUGUGUAUUUUACAAAGAAGGAAUGGAAGCAGCUGACCCCUGAUCAAAGACACCUCUAUAGAGAUGUGAUGCUGGAGAAUUAUGGGAAUAUGGUCUCUCUGGGAGUUCCAGUCCACAAACCUGAUGUGAUCUCUCAGCUGGAACACGGGGAAGAGCCAUGGGUCCUGAAUCUGCAGGAAGCCAGUGAAAGAGAGGAGACCAUGAGAUACCUCAGCAUAGAUCUUAAUCUACAUCAGAGAAUUCAUACUGGAGAAAAACCCCACAGAUGCUGUGAAUGUGGGAAAAAUUUUAGUCGGAGCUCACACCUUAGGGAACAUCAAAGAAUUCAUACUGGAGAGAAACCCUAUAAGUGUAACAAAUGUUUGAAAGCUUUUAGUUGUAGCUCCCACCUUAUUCGACAUCAGUUAAUUCACAAUAGAGAAAAACCCUAUAAGUGUGAUGAAUGUGGCUUCAUUCAGAGCUCACAGCUUAUUCAACAUCAGAGAAUUCAUACUGGAGAGAAACCUUAUGGAUGUGAUGAAUGUGGAAGAGCUUUUAGUCAAAGCUCACACCUUAUUCAGCAUCAGAGAAUUCAUACAGGAGAGAAACCUUAUGCAUGUUUCAGUGAGAACUCAUUACUUAAUCAGCAUCAAAGUGUUCAUACUGGAGUGAAACCGUACAAAUGUGAUGAAUGCGGAAAAGCCUUUACUUGGAGUUCACAUCUUAUUUUACACCAGAGAAUUCAUACUGGAGAGAAGCCCUAUGAAUGUCAUGAAUGUGGAAAAGCCUUCAGUCAGAGCUCUUUUCUUAUUAGACACCAAAGAAUUCACACUGGAGUGAGACCAUACAAAUGUAAUGAGUGUGGCAAAGCUUUCAGUCAGAGUUCAACGCUUUUUCAACAUCAGAUUAUUCAUACUGGAGUGAAACCCUACAAAUGUAAUGAAUGUGGUAAAGCUUUCAGUAGAAGUGCAUACCUUAUUGAACAUCAAAAAAUUCAUACUGGAGAGAAAUCUCAUGAAUGUCAUGAAUGUGGAAAAGCCUUUACUCACAACUCAAGCCUUAUUCAACAUCAGAGAGUUCAUAGUGGACAGAGACCAUAUGAAUGUAAUGAAUGUGGAAAAGCCUUCAGUCGGAGUUCAACCCUCAUUCACCAUCAGCUAAUUCAUACUGGGGAGAAAUUCUAUGAAUGUAAUGAGUGUGGUAAAGGUUUCAGUAAUAGUUCAAAUUUGAGAAGACAUCAGAGAAUUCACUCUAGGAUAGGAAAAACACUUCAGCACUUUACAGCCAAAUAG
Molecule: messenger RNA, 1290 nt
Organism: Trichosurus vulpecula (common brushtail)
Lineage: Eukaryota; Metazoa; Chordata; Mammalia; Diprotodontia; Phalangeridae
Product: zinc finger protein 420-like
Exons: 6
Coding region: 1-1290 (429 amino acids)
Biological process (GO): negative regulation of transcription by RNA polymerase II; regulation of cytokine production; regulation of immune system process
Source: RefSeq, a predicted model, not a curated record